This is a messenger RNA of Penicillium atrosanguineum, 957 nucleotides long. RefSeq names its product DNA-directed RNA polymerase I subunit RPA34. The record is from RefSeq and is a predicted model, not a curated record. Lineage: Eukaryota; Fungi; Ascomycota; Eurotiomycetes; Eurotiales; Aspergillaceae. The transcript has 2 exons. The coding region runs from base 1 to 957 and encodes 318 amino acids. Gene Ontology annotation, biological process: transcription by RNA polymerase I.
AUGGCAGCCUCAUCCUCGUCAGAAAGCGACAGCAGCUCGAGCCGGUCGUCGACCUCGCCCGAGCCUGGCAACCACCAGAAGGAGAGUGUAAAGUCGGUUUCCAAGGCCGCCAAGGACGACAGCUCCAGCGACGACACUUCCUCCGGAUCGGACAGCUCUUCAGGCUCAGAGUCGGAAAGUGAUUCCGACAACGAAAUGGAUACCACUGAGGAUGCGCCGAAGGAACAAGCUCCUUCCAAGAAGAUCAAUGUAUCCGGUCCGCAACCCUACAAGCCCCCGAAGGGCUUCCAGUCCGCGAAGAAGCAGUCCCCGCCCUCUUCGAACGCCUCCUCUCUCCUCUCCGACUUGCGCGGCAAGCAAGUCAUUCACAUCACCGCUCCCUCAUACCUCCCAUUGUCGAAGGUCAAGGAGAUCUCCAUGUCCAAGAUCAUGAAGGGCGAGCCCAUUCUCGGUUACGAGGGCAAGAGCUAUGGCAUCCCGGCAGAAUCUUUCAAUGACGACCAGUCUGAGGGCAAAACCCUGCUCGUUUUCGACCAGAAUACCCAGACAUAUACCAACAAGGCCGACCGCAUCCCCAGCUAUCAUGUCCAGGAGAUGGUUCACGUACCAGAAGCCGACAAAGCCGCCGUGGAGGCACUGCGCGACACUGUCAAACCCGCAAGGCCCCAACCUAAGGGCUUGAAGAUGCGUUUCCGCCCCGUCGGAAGUCUGCCCGCUCCCCCGGAGAUUCUUGGCUCUGACUCCGAGUCAGAUGCCAGGCCCUCUAAGGCCUCUGCUGGAGAGCGCAAAGAGCGCAAGAGGAAGCACCACCACACCGAUGACGCUGCGCAAGCGGCGGCUAUUCCUCAAAAGAAAUCGAAGAAGCACUCACAAGAAAACGACGCCGACGAGUCUAGCCAUAAGAAGUCGAAGAAGUCCCACAAGGACCACAAGCGGAAAAAGUCCGAAAGGGCAUAA